Molecule: messenger RNA, 963 nt
Organism: Alternaria novae-zelandiae
Lineage: Eukaryota; Fungi; Ascomycota; Dothideomycetes; Pleosporales; Pleosporaceae
Exons: 1
Coding region: 1-963 (320 amino acids)
Source: RefSeq, a predicted model, not a curated record
AUGCGUCUCACCCCAUUUAUCUUCGUGGCAUCAGCCACAGCCCUUCCAACCAUUUUCCGCAUCCGAGCCCUCCUCCCCGAAAUAUCCCUCCCAAUUGACUACUCUUUCGGCGUGCGGGUACCAACAUCUUCCAACCCAUCAUCAUCCAACCCUCUAGCACUACUUGUGAACGGUUACACGGUCAAAAUCCCACUCAUCGCCAGUUCAGGUACUCUCGUCUCCUGGAUAGCCAACUACGCAGACGGAAAGGCAUACAACACACAGUUCACUUCCAUCAACCCCUCGGCGCCUAGGAACAUCACCACAGACUCCGACUCCACCUCCCAGCAAGGUGGAAACAGUGUCUCAAACGCCACAGCACUGGCAGAUGGCCGACAAGCUCGCGUGAUCACAACAUCUUUCUCUUCAGGCAACGCCGCAUCCGCCGCAGCUGCCGCCCUCGAUGGCACAAACUCCGAUUCCACAUCCUCAUCCGGCGCCGCAAACAGCACAGCGGUGGCUACAACCAAUGCCUUAGGUGAAGUCUUCAUCUUCACCUCCGCCAACACCGCCAACGCCCUAAACUCGCAGUCCAUCAAGAACGCCAAAGGCGCUGAAGCAGCAUCCUCCUGCGCCGCCGACUCCGGUCCUGCUGCGUCCGCGCAAGCAGAGCAGGUUAACAGCCUUUACAUUCCCAUUGGAACGUUUUCAGACGGCAAGGAAACGCAAUGGCUGAAGAGCUCGGCUUAUGCGGCGUGUGCGGCGGGUGUUGAUUCGCCGAAUCAGGGGGGUAGUUCGAGUUCGGGGAGUCAGUCUAGUUUGACGGGCGUGAAGAGUAGUGUUACUUGUAACGGGGCGACGAGUAGUGAUCAGACUAAGAGCACGACUUAUAAGGUUAGUGUUAAGGGAAGGUAUACGUUGUUGAAGGGCUUUAAUGGUGCGGUUGGUGGGCAGAGGGUUGCCGAUAGUAAGAGUCAGUGUUAG